UUUACUAAUCUUGAAUUUUGGAAUUUUGGGCAUUCAAGUUUCAUUUUGUUUUUGAUUUGCUGUUCUUGUCAAAAUAACAAGUUUAACUAAGCACAAGCAGUUAUGAAUUAGAAACAGUUCAAUGUUGCCUUGAGUUAAAAUCUAUGGCUUAAUCUAAUAUGUUUACUAAUCUAUAUGUAUAUAUUUAUCUUUUAUUGCAGCAAAUGUUUUGAGUUUUUCAAUAUGUUUUCUUUUUCUUUUUCUUUUGCAUAUGAAAGUUUCCAUGCAUGUUUUUCUACCUAAUUUGUUGGUCAACCAAUUUACCCAAUGGCCCUUGAACCCUAAUCUCCUUCUCAGCCCAGAUAUUCAUUUAAAAGCUCAUCUCUAAGGGUCUAGUUAAUUGGUUGGAUUAUAUUAUAAAAUUGGAAUUAUUAAUUCAUAGGGCUGACCAUGAGUUAUUAGGGCCUAAGGCAAAUUUUUUAAAUUGGGUAUGCGCAAGCUGUUCUAGCAAUAAUAGCUAUGUAUGUAUCAUGUCUCUGUUUUCCAUUUUGUAUGCAGAUUACAAAAAUGGCUUUUUCCUCUAGUAACAAUAGCAACAUAAGAUUGAAACCAAGAUUGUGUGAUUGUGGGAGAACAGCUGCUAUACAUAUUGUCCGAACCAAUCAGAAUGGAAAUAAAGGGCGUAUGUACUUUGUGUGUCCAUCCAAAUAUAUUAGUGAGGAACACUGCAAUUACUUCAAGUUCGCAGAUGAUGAUGACGACGGCGUGAUCUCCAAUGCUACACCUUGUCAAUCUAUAAGAAGCGAAGAAUUUAACGAUCUAAGCACAAGGGUUUAUGAGAUGGAUAAUGAAUUUCAGGAGCAUGGUAGAAGGCUUCGAAGGAUGGAGAAGAAAUUGAAUGUCGUGCUUUAUGUCAUUGUAUUUUGUAUUGUUUUCUAUUUUAUGAUGUAAAUUACUGAGUUGAUAGCUUUUGGGUAAUUUGAUGGAUGUAGGUAUGGAUUG
Camellia sinensis is the source of this 981-nucleotide messenger RNA. Lineage: Eukaryota; Viridiplantae; Streptophyta; Magnoliopsida; Ericales; Theaceae. The record is from RefSeq and is a predicted model, not a curated record.